This is a messenger RNA of Symphalangus syndactylus (siamang), 2457 nucleotides long. It is a transcript of the gene CALHM2, whose product is annotated as calcium homeostasis modulator family member 2. NCBI's taxonomy places the organism in Eukaryota, Metazoa, Chordata, Mammalia, Primates, Hylobatidae. Gene Ontology annotation, cellular component: plasma membrane. The record is from RefSeq and is a predicted model, not a curated record. Gene Ontology annotation, molecular function: monoatomic cation channel activity.
GAGUCUCGCUCUGUCGCCCAGGCUGGAGUGCAGUGGCGCGAUCUCGGCUCACUGCAAGCUCCGCCUCCCGGGUUCACGCCAUUCUCCUGCCUCAGCCUCUCCGAGUAGCUGGGACUACAGGCGCCCGUCACCACGCCCGGCUAAUUUUUUGUAUUUUUAGUAGAGACGGGGUUUCACCGUGGUCUCGAUCUCCUGACCUCGUGAUCCGCCCGCCUCGGCCUCCCAAAGUGCUGGGAUUACAAGCGUGAGCCACCGCGCCCGGCCUCAUCUUGACCACUUUUAGAUACAGGCUGGGCAGCCCUGAUUAUUACACAGGGCUUCCUUCAGAAACCUGCCUCCUUGUAACUUUAACCCACCAGUUGGAGCUCUGCCUGCAGGCCCCGGAGAAUGCCUAGGCUCCUGAAUUCAAUCCUCAGCCCUCCAGGGAUCCGAAGCAGGUCCCAGGGAGUUAGCUGACUAUGGGUCAAAGAGCCAGCAUUGGGGAUGGUUUGUCCAGUCAAUGGACAACUCUGAGGGAGAAGGGUCAGAAGAGGGUGGGGCCCUGGCCCUGAGCAUCCUGCAGGGCUCAGCGCGGGUCUGACGACACCCUCCCCUGACCCUCGCGGGGUCUCCUUCGGUAGCUUCUGCCCAGCGGGGGUCAAAUACGUGGGGUGCUCUUGAAACUGUCAUGGGGGGCAGGCCUAGGUCAGAUCUCCCCAGUGCCUCCACACCCCCACGUGGCCCUCCCGACUGGUCCCAUUGGUGUGGAGCACGGCCGGGGCCGGGUCGGGGCCGAGGGCGGAGGGCCAGCACGGCCCAGUGACGAUUAGUCUGAAGCCGCCACCAGCCCCAGGCCCCCGUGCAGAAGAAAAGAGGGAGGGAACGGCUGAGGCUGCCGCUGCCCUGCACCGCCCUCCUGGAGGCCACUUGGAGAGUCCUGCCCCGAGGAGGCCAUGGCCACAAGUGCCCACAGCUGGCCCCAGGAAACACCAGGCCAACCACAGCUGGGGAUAAAAUAGCACAACCACACCCUGCCGUCCAGCGUCUCCCAGCCUGUGCCCCUUCCUAGUACCACCAGCAACCAUCAAUCCCGUCUCCUCCUGCCUCCUCUCCUGCAAUCCACCCCGCCACAACUGUCGCCAUGGCAGCCCUGAUCGCAGAGAACUUCCGCUUCCUGUCACUCUUCUUCAAGAGCAAGGAUGUGAUGAUUUUCAACGGCCUGGUGGCACUGGGCACGGUGGGCAGCCAGGAGCUGUUCUCUGUGGUGGCCUUUCACUGCCCCUGCUCACCGGCCCGGAACUACCUGUACGGGCUGGCGGCCAUCGGCGUGCCCGCCCUGGUGCUCUUCAUCAUUGGCAUCAUCCUCAACAACCACACCUGGAACCUCGUGGCCGAGUGCCAGCACCGGAGGACCAAGAACUGCUCCGCUGCCCCCACCUUCCUCCUUCUAAGCUCCAUCCUGGGCCGUGCGGCUGUGGCCCCUGUCACCUGGUCUGUCAUCUCCCUGCUGCGUGGUGAGGCUUAUGUCUGUGCUCUCAGUGAGUUCGUGGACCCUUCCUCACUCACGGCCAGGGAAGAGCACUUCCCAUCAGCCCACGCCACCGAAAUCCUGGCCAGGUUUCCCUGCAAGGAGAACCCUGACAACCUGUCAGACUUCCGGGAGGAGGUCAGCCGCAGGCUCAGGUAUGAGUCCCAGCUCUUUGGGUGGCUGCUCAUCGGCGUGGUGGCCAUCCUGGUGUUCCUGACCAAGUGCCUCAAGCAUUACUGCUCGCCACUCAGCUACCGCCAGGAGGCCUACUGGGCGCAGUACCGUGCCAAUGAGGACCAGCUGUUCCAGCGCACGGCCGAGGUGCACUCUCGGGUGCUCGCUGCCAACAAUGUGCGCCGCUUCUUUGGCUUUGUGGCGCUCAACAAGGAUGAUGAGGAACUGGUUGCCAACUUCCCAGUGGAAGGCACGCAGCCACGGCCACAGUGGAAUGCCAUCACCGGUGUCUACUUGUACCGUGAGAAUCAGGGCCUCCCACUCUACAGCCGCCUGCACAAGUGGGCCCAGGGUCUGGCAGGCAACGGUGCAGCCCCUGACAACGUGGAGAUGGCCCUGCUCGCCUCCUAAGGAGCUGCUUCCCAUGCUCUUUGUAAAGGGCACUACUUGGUCCCAAACUGAACCCCACUGCUUGCUCACAUCCAUAUCAGAAGACGAUUUUUUAAAAACUGCAUCUUCUUGGCCAGGGGAAAGGACCACAAGGCAAUCUGGGGUGUGGAGAGACCCAGUAGACAAUGGAAGCCCCAGCCAGCAGGACCAGGUGACAGUGAAGCUCACCAGUGGGCUCCUUUAUGGUACUCUAUGCAGUUAACAUGUGUCUAGCUGCAUAGGGACACCCAGCGCAGCAGUGCACCACUGGGAAGCGGCCUCCAGGGCAGCCUCUGGCCUUAUUUUAUAUAUUUAAAUUUUUGAUAAAGUUUUUCUUACUAAAAGGA